This is a messenger RNA of Schizophyllum commune H4-8, 911 nucleotides long. RefSeq lists its product as uncharacterized. The coding region runs from base 54 to 809 and encodes 251 amino acids. NCBI's taxonomy places the organism in Eukaryota, Fungi, Basidiomycota, Agaricomycetes, Agaricales, Schizophyllaceae. The record is from RefSeq and is a predicted model, not a curated record. The transcript has 5 exons.
AGGACCUCUUGUGAGUCUGUGCUGUGCUGACCCCUCGUAGCGCGAUUCGCAACAUGCACAUGCGUCUGGCGUGGGUCGGCGGGCUAGGGCGCGCGCAGCAUGAUAUUGCGGCGCAGAUCGCGCUCGCCCGACGAGACCCGAGUCCUGAGCAGGUCCAGUGCCUUGUCGCGACCAUCGAGCACCACCUGAACGCACUGCGGACCGCCCCCGUCGUUCCCUUCCGCGACCUCCUCAGCCUCGACGGUACGGAGAAGAAGACCCUCGUCCUCGUCGAGAUCCUGAAGUGCCUGUUCUUCGUCCCGCUGUGCCUCCUGCUGGCCGCCAUCCCGCGCAUCGCGAGCGCGUACCUCGACUCUGCCGUCCUCUUCGUCUACAGCCUGGGCGUGAUCGUGUUGCUGAGCGAGUUUGGGCGUCCGGUGCUUGAGGGGCUGUGCGGCUAUGUGCAUGCGUAUCGCGGCUCGGUCGAGGCGCAGCGGGCGCACACGGCGGCCGCGCAGCUCGAGUACUACGCGCGCUAUCAUCUCGUGGGCUGGACGGCGCUGCUGCGGGUGCUCAGGUCGGGCGUCGAGUCGGCUACAGCCGACGCCGGUCCUGGCGUAGCGGACUCCAGUCCUGGCGUAGCCGACUCGAGUCCGGACAACGCUGAGCGCGUAGCUGCCGUGCGGGAGGCGCUGUUUGAGAAUAUCACUGCGAGCGCCUCUCUACUACCCAUCAGUAUGGCGCUCGAGCUCGUUUUCUACAAGCUGUGCGGGCGCGCUGUGCCUGAUUUGGUGGAGAAACACUAUCCGCAUUAUCGGGGCGCGGCGUAGACGUGUCCUCCUCCCAGAGUGCGUCGCAGGCGUCUGGGAAGUGAGUGUGUAUGGAUGGGGAUCCGGGGGCGGUUAGUAUGGCGGGAAUGUAUUUGCUGGUCA